Molecule: messenger RNA, 2341 nt
Organism: Biomphalaria glabrata
Lineage: Eukaryota; Metazoa; Mollusca; Gastropoda; Planorbidae
Product: S-acyl fatty acid synthase thioesterase, medium chain-like
Exons: 8
Coding region: 1102-1854 (250 amino acids)
Biological process (GO): lipid biosynthetic process
Source: RefSeq, a predicted model, not a curated record
AAACAAAUAAUAUAUAGAUCUAUAUAAUAGAGAGAGAGAGAUAAAUACUAUUAUCUAUAUUUUUAUUUCUAGAUGACUUGACUUUACUUAAGAGUACGCCUAGGACUAGCCACUGGGUUUAGUGACUAUUCCAGACCAGUAGUUCCCAAACUUUUUUGUCUCGUAGGAGGCCUUGCCCUUGCAAUGUUUUCCAGUUUUCCCUAGACCCCAGCUUCACCUAUUAUGCAUUUUUGAAAAUUCAUCAAAUUCAAAUGUGACCACUGGUGUCUAAGUCGUAUAUAUUUAUUAUUUAAAUGAAAUGUGAAUUAAACAAAGCAAAAUAAAAUUUAAUAUGAUAAUAUAAUAAUACAUGAAUUGUUGAAUAAUGAAUUCACCAAACAGAACAUAAAAGCCUAUUAGUGGUUUGCUUUGAUAAUAAAAAAUUAUAUAUACAAUAUAGUAUUGGGCUUCAAUUUAGUUAGGUUUAAUAUUAAAAUGUCUUGGCUAGUUAUGUCCUUUUUUUUAUUUAAUUAGAAGAUUGAAAACCUUUCUGAAUCAUUAAUCCACUAGAUCUAGAUAUGAAAAUUGAAUAAAAAUUAGAUCUAGAUCUUUACAAAACAAUUAGAUCAAUUAGAUACUCAUUAUAAAACAUCAGUUAGGCCAGGUUUACAUCUAACUUCACAUUCACUUACACCUAUCCCUUGGUCUGCUGGACCGUUGGGACACCACACAGGAUAUGUCAACCUUCUUUCUCCAUUCUUCUUUGUCAUUUGCCUUUGAUAGAAUUUCAUUCUAAUAUUCUUUCUGAAAAUAUUAAAACCUGCCUUUUUACCUGCCUGGCUGGACCACUUUGGGGCUGAUUUUGAGUUUGUGUUUCCACACAAACUGUCUUUGUAACCUUGUUUUAUUUCAAUAUCACUCUGGUAUUAGAUUGUUAAGAUGUCUGGCAGUGUAUAUAUAUGUAAAAAAAACUUUUUUAAUUAUUUUUUUUUCGUUUUUCUUUAAUGUUGAAAAACUUUACUUCAUUGUACAGCUUGAAUUAUGAGCAUGAGUUUUGAAAUUGUGUACCUAAUUUAAAAAAAAAAAGAGCUACAAGAAAAUUCAGAGAAACACCGGCUCAAGAUGAAUUGUAGAUUUCCUCAUGCAAAUUCCACCAGGAGGUUAUUUUGUUUUCCUUGGGCUGGAGGAGGUGCUUCAUAUUACACAGCAUGGGGCAAACACAUUUCAGAUGACAUUGAAGUUAUAGGAGUCUGUUUACCUGGAAGAGAAACCAGAUAUCAAGAACCUUGUUGCUCAGAUGCAAAACAAAUUAUAGACUGGAUUGUCAAAACAAUACACGAUGAAUACUUCGACAAACCAUUUGCUUUCUUUGGUCAUAGUAUGGGUGCACUGUUAUCUUUUCUAGUGGCUCUGGAACUCAAACAACUUUACAAUAGAGAACCAGACCACAUGUUUCUCUCAGGGACUACAGCACUACAUUCACCUCUUCGGGAAGCUCGUAUUCUAAAUGUGUCCCAAAUGUCUAAGUCAGAAUUUAUUGAAAAACUUAAAAUUUUGGGUGGCACACCUCCAGAGUUUUUUGACAAUCCAGAACUGAUGGAUAUUUUUUACCCAUCAUUAUAUGCAGACUUCUGUAUGGUACCACAAUUUAAAUAUGAUCACAAGGCAGACCAGCCCCCUCCUUUGACAUGUCCCAUAGACUUUUUUGAUGGAAAGGAUGAUGUAGAUCACGAUAUAGAAGCUUGGAAACAGGUCACUUCUGGAACAUUUCGAUUUGAACAUAUGCCAGGUGGACAUUUUUUUCUCAAGGACCCUGAAAAUAUGAAAAAAUUGUGGACCUUCAUUGAUUUAAGAUACAGUCAAUAUAUGCUUUAGAAAUGAUUUAAUUUCUUGAAAUGGUGCAAUUAUUGUUACAUUUUAUGUUAAAGAUGACAGGAUAUGUACAAGCAGUAUAAUUACAACAAUGUGGUAAAUAUAAACUAGAAUUGAAACUGAACAUUUAUUUGAAUAGCAUCAUAUUGGUAUGGCACAAACAAGUAAAACAGAAAGAACUUCUACAAAAUCUGGGCUCUGAUAUGUGAUGCUCAAAGAGUUUCUAUGUGUGGAUGGUGUCAGAUGUUAUGCUUUUAGGUUGCUCAAAGUCACUGCCAGUACAUUGGCAUCAAUGUGUUGACUAGCUAAGUAUUACUGCUAAUAUUUAUAUUAUUUACAAUAGAUUGUAAUCAUAAUGUAGACUGUUAUCAUAGUCAAAAAUUUUCAAAAGGAAAGAACAUUUAUCAAGAUGAUUAUAUUUGUGAGUGGCAUUAUUCUACAUAUUAUAACUGUUUUAACCAUUAACAUUUUAUAAAGAAAUACAAAAAUU